Messenger RNA from Pteronotus mesoamericanus, 1134 nucleotides. It is a transcript of the gene ACTRT2, whose product is annotated as actin related protein T2. The record is from RefSeq and is a predicted model, not a curated record. The transcript has a single exon. Bases 1 to 1134 code for a protein of 377 amino acids. Lineage: Eukaryota; Metazoa; Chordata; Mammalia; Chiroptera; Mormoopidae.
AUGUUCGACCCGCACGUGUUAGACUCCCCGGCCGUCAUUUUCGACAAUGGGUCUGGGCUCUGCAAAGCCGGCCUGUCCGGAGAGAUCGGGCCCCGCCAUGUCGUCAGCUCCGUCGUGGGGCACCCGAAGUUCCUGGGGGCCUCGGCCGAAGCCGCCCAGAAGAAGUACUUCGUGGGGGAAGAAGCCUUGCACAAGAAGGAGACCCUACAUGUGCACCGCCCCAUCGAGCGCGGCCUGGUCACCAGUUGGGACGAUGCGGAGCAGCUGUGGAAGCACCUCUUCGAGUGGGAGCUGGGGGUGAAGGCCAGAGACCAGCCAGUGCUAAUGACCGAGCCGUCCCUGAACCCCAGGGAGGCCCGGGAGAAGAUGGCCACGGUGAUGUUCGAGAGCUUCCAGGUGCCCGCCUUCUACCUGUCGGACCAGGCCGUGCUGGCCCUCUACGCCUCGGCCUGUGUCACCGGCCUGGUGGUAGACAGCGGGGACGGUGUCACGUGCACCGUCCCCAUCUUCGAGGGCUACUCCCUGCCCCACGCGGUCAGCAAGCUCUACAUGGCGGGGCGGGACAUCACGGAGCACCUCAUGCGGCUGCUGCUGGCCAGCGGGCGGGCCUUCCCGUGUGCGCUGAGCAAGGCCCUGGUGGACGACGUCAAGGAGAAGCUGUGCUACGUGGCCCUGGAGCCAGACAAGGAGCUGUCGCGGAGGCCGGAGGAGGUCCUGAGGGAGUACAAGCUGCCGGACGGCAACGUCGUCCAGAUCGGGGACCAGCUGUACCAGGCGCCCGAGGCCCUCUUCGCGCCCGAGCAGCUGGGCCUGCAGAGCCCGGGCCUCCCGCAGAUGGUCUCCUGCAGCGUCGCCAAGUGCGACGCCGACAUCCAGAACACGCUUUACGGGGAGAUCGUGCUGUCCGGGGGCACCACGCUGUUCCCGGGGCUCGACGACCGGCUGCUGAAGGAGCUAGAGCGCCUUGCCUCCAAGGGGACCCCCAUCAAGAUCACGGCUCCCCCCGACAGGUGGUUCUCCACGUGGAUCGGCGCUUCCAUCGUCACCUCCCUGAGCAGCUUCAAGCAGAUGUGGGUCACCUCCGCCGACUUCAAGGAGUUUGGGGCGUCCGUGGUUCAGAGAAGGUGCUUCUGA